Molecule: messenger RNA, 1797 nt
Organism: Guillardia theta CCMP2712
Lineage: Eukaryota; Cryptophyceae; Pyrenomonadales; Geminigeraceae
Exons: 5
Coding region: 55-1797 (580 amino acids)
Source: RefSeq, a predicted model, not a curated record
AGAUGAGGGUUCCUACCAGUUCUGGCGUAUCGAGAGUGGUUGACUGCUCUCGAUAUGCAAACGACUUCAAUCAAGGCUGAUUGUGCUCAGGGAUCCAACAUGGACGAGGUUGAGCAGCGAGAAGCUGAAAGAUCCUUUGCACAUGGCCGAGCACAGCAUCCCAGUCCCCCUUCAUUAGUGAUCAUGCGACAGGCUGUCAAACGAGGCACAUGGCUGCCGGGACUGAAUGCUGUGCUGAACGGAAGCCCUUCUCAAUGUGACUGGUGCAUCUCACGCCUUGGCAAUAGCAGCUUCGUUCGUCGUCGUCGUCGGAGCAGCAGUCCACUGUCUAUGGAGGGGGGUAUCAGGUCCAGCAAGAUACAGCCGCGAGUUUUGGAGGGUGUAGGGUUAUUGAUUAUUGCUUGUUUCCAAAUGCUUUCUCAAUUCUUCAAGAGUUAUUGCUCUUCAAUUCUGAUGAUUGCUGUAUUCCUAUCCACUACAUCGGCUGAUAGUGGACUUCGAAGCUCUGAAUCUAGAUGUGAGCGCGGGGGGGUCCCCCAUGUUUCUAGCGUGGUUGGAAUGCACAGUCGAGGAAGAUUGUACCCCUCUAAUGAUCCAAGAACGAGCAGGCUGAAAGAGUUGAAUGUCGGUGACGACGCGAAUUGCAGCUCAUGGAAAGACAUCAGGAUGCAGUUCAACAGAGCGAUGGCGCAGCUGCAGAGCAACGCGCAUCAGCCCUCUGCUAAAGAAACAGCGAAAGAGCUCAACUGCUGGCUCAUGCACCUACUGUCACAACCCGACGCCAAUAUGAACUCGCACGAACGGAAGGCUUUGCUCCUAAACUUGAAAAGAAUCUCACAGCUGCAAAAAGAGAAUCUGCGACUGAAGCUCGAGCAUGCCACGAGGUCCGAAGCUCCUAUUGUCAACAGCGCGAGUCAAAAUUAUCCUGUUCGGAAGGAGCUCGCGCCUUCGCAGAGGACAGAUCGGUGUGUUGUGCAGACUGAGUUGUCAAAGCCCGGAGCCACAGUUCGCAGGAACAGCGCUGCUCAGAGCUACGCCUUUCAUCGGCCAGGCGCGCGGUCGUCGGCACCGCAGGGCUCUGUGGGUACAGCACCCUCUCCUUUCCCUCCAGGGCAGCAAGUUUCACGCAAUCAGAUCUGCAACAAGUUAGGGGCGUCUAAUGUCAUCUGUGAACAGCGAGAUGCCGGAGGUCAAAGUACUGGCACAAAUGGGGAGCUGGGUGCAGCUUUGCGGCAGCUGGAUCAGAUGCGAGAGCUGAACCGCCAGCUGGCACAUGAAGUGUCGGCACUUGUGAACGAAAACCUCCGCCUAAAGUCAGUGCUGCAUCAGGUUUCUCCUAUGGAGGUCGCGGCGGAGAGAGCGGUACCAGAUGUUGUGAAAGCAGCAGCAACCCUGCUCCACGACCGGAAUGGUCCUGUGCUACAGGGUGGAACGGAUCCACUCGAGAGGGGUUUAGUGAUGGCGUCGGCUGCACUGUUGAAGCGCACUGGCCUGCACGUCGGGGACAGAGUCCAACUCAAGAGGAACUUGUCAAGAGAUCGGCUGGGGACAAGCGUCAACUCUACUGGGGGGGCGUUUCUUGGUGUGCUGAUCGGGGAGGCUGGGGAGGAGGAUGCAACUGUUUACCUCCACAUGGAUGACAACCAGGUCCGCCAGUUCAGCUUGUCGGAGAUCGACCUCCCUCAACCGCCGGAGAGCACUACUCCAGCUGAGGGAGGGUCGGACGACCUGCUGGAUUGCAAGGUGACAGAAAGCAACUCAGAGGAGCAGAGCACGUUGCAAGGUCCGCCGCUCUAG